AGCAACGCAUAGUUCUGUUUCUUUGUUUUGAGUCUCAUAUCUGUGAAGCCGCUAGCAAAAGCUGAACGUAAACUUGUUGCAAUUGAAUUUGUCAAAUCUUCAAUUCAUCUAUAGCAAGUCUAUUACUAAAAGUAACUGACCAACAGAAUUUUGAAGCCCUACUGUCAAUUGAUCUAAUUGCCACAGUAUUAAAGUCUCGCUGUUCUGAUAUUGUAUAAUCAAAGAGGUAUUUCUUGUAUUUUCGUACUUGCUUUGCUUCUUCUCAUCUAAUGUGCGCAACUACGAAGCCAUACUAUGAGGCUCUUCCUGCCAGCCUCAAGCCAGUCCAUUACGACUUGUCUAUUUCUGCAAUCGACGUAGCUGCUGAAACCUUCAAAGGCAAAGUAUCCAUCAACUUGGACAUUGUAGAAGAAACUGAUGAGUUACACUUGAACUACAGAGACUUGACUGUGACUAAAGAAGACAUCGAAGUCACCUUGAUCACCAGCGAUGACAAAUCUUCCUCUGUCAACAUCGUCUCAUUGACUGAAUUUAAGGAAAAGGAAUUUUUCAUCAUCAAGUUUGCUGAAAAGGUACAACCAGCUGCUGGUGCAAAACUCUUAGUUACUCUUCACUACAAUGCUAUCAUCCAGACCAACAUGGCAGGUUUCUAUAAAUCAGGUUAUACCGAAGAUGGCGUCGAAAAGUUCAUGUUGUCCACACAAUUCGAAGCUACUGAUGCCAGAAGAGCUUUCCCAUGUUUGGAUGAACCCUCAUUGAAGGCCACCUUCAUUGUGGAUGUCACUGUUCCUGGUCAAUGGACUGCUUUGGGUAAUACUCCUGUAGCUGAAUCCGAAGACAUUGUAGAUAAAAACCUCAAGAAAGUCACAUUUGAAAAGACACCCAUCAUGUCCACAUAUUUGUUGGCUUGGGCUACGGGUGAAUUCGAGUAUAUCGAGUCUUUCACGGAAGAAAACUACGUGGACAACAAGCCUUUGCCUGUUCGUAUUUAUACGACAAAGGGAUAUCUUGAAGAUGCGAAGUUAGCUUCUGAAAUUGCUCCAAAGAUCGUAGACUACUUUUCCAAGAUUUUCGAAAUCAAGUACCCCUUGCCCAAAUUGGACUUGAUAGCGGUGCAUUCCUUCUCGCACAAUGCCAUGGAAAACUGGGGGCUUAUCACCUAUAGAUCAACGGCCUUGUUGUACUCAGAGGAGAAGUCAGAUCCUUCUUACAAACAGAAGGUAGUCUAUGUUGUAGCCCACGAAUUGGCCCAUCAGUGGUUUGGUAAUUUGGUUACCAUGAAGUGGUGGGAUGAACUUUGGCUUAACGAAGGGUUUGCUACCUGGGUUGGAUUUGCAGCUGUAGAGUACUUGUACCCAGAAUGGAAUAUUUUCAGCGGGUUUGUCUCUGAGUCGUUGCAGCAGGCUCUUAACUUGGAUGGAUUGCGAAACUCGCAUCCUAUCGAAGUACCUGUUAUCGACGCAUUGGACAUCGACCAGUUGUUUGAUGUUAUCUCUUACUUGAAGGGUGCCUCUACUAUUCUAAUGAUUUCUAAUUACUUGGGAAAGGAAGAAUUCCUCAAGGGUGUGGCUCUCUACUUGAACCGCAACAAGUUCGGCAACGCCAGCUCUCACGACUUGUGGAGUGCCGUAGGCGAAGUGAGUGGUAAACCCAUCGACAGCUUGAUGGAAUCCUGGAUCAAAAAGGUUGGGUUCCCAGUUGUUAGCGUAGACGAAGACAAAAACAACUUAGUGCUUAACCAAUCGCGUUUCUUGAACAGUGGAGACAUAACCGAUGCUGAGAAUGACACCAAGUGGUGGAUUCCACUUAACAUCACGACGGAUUCCACUUCUGUAAGAGACAUUUCUGUUGACUCUUUUGACUCGGAAAAGUUGAUCAUUGAGAAUUUUGCCUUGAAAAAUGACUUUUUCAAGUUGAACAAGGACACGAGCGGAGUCUACAGAGUUAACUACUCCAGCUCUAUCUUGGAGAAGAACAUUCUUCCACACUUCAACAGAAUGUCCCCAAGAGACAGAGUUGGACUCAUAGCUGACACUGCAUCCAUUGCUGUUUCUGGUAACAAUCUGACAGAGACCUUCUUGAAGUUGGUCAAGUCGAUUGUACACCAGCUCGGAGACGACUACGUAGUGUGGUUGGAAUUGGGCAAACGAUUGGAUGAUUUGUUUACCGCAUUCGGUGGAGUUGAUGAAGAGUUGACUAAUAACUUGAAUAAGUUCUUGAGAUUCGUCUACCAAGACAAGGCUCUUGCCUUCAUUGACGAGUUGAGAAACUCUUCCUCUAUUGACAAUUCCGACUUUUUGAAAGUUAAGCUUAGAUCGGAAGUGUUGACCCAUGCUGGUUUGUUGUCAAUUCCAGAAGUGACUCAAUAUGCCUCUGAAUUGUUCAAGAAAUGGUUGGAAGGUACCCCAAUUCACCCAUCGCUCAGAUCGUUUGUCUUUGGCACCGUAGCUGCUUCUCCAGACUUAUCUAAUACGCAGUUUGAUUCCAUUUUGAAGGAAGUGACUCACCCAAGCUCGUUGGACUCCAGAGAAGUAGCCUUACGUUCGUUGGGUAACGUCAACAAUGACGAGCUUUCCGCUAGGUUGCUCAACUACUUGGUGGACCCAGAAGUUAUUCCCACGAUGGACUCGCACUUUUUGGGUGUACCUUUAUCGUCCAACCUUCACACCAAGGAAAAGUUUCUUCAGUUUUUCUUUGAGCACUAUGCUGAUUUCUACAAGUUGAUGUCAACCAAUAUGGUUGUUUUGGAUAGGUUCAUUAAGUUCACAUUUGUCAACUACCAGUCGUUGGACACUCUUGAGAAGAUGGAAACCUUCUUCAAGGGCAAGGAUAUCCAUGGGUUCGAAAGAGCCCUCAAGCAAGCAUUGGAUAAUGUAAGAAUCAAUGCCAACUGGUUCAACAGAGACCACCAGACGGUCAAGGACUUCUUGGCUGGUUUGUAGGCAUAUAUACUCUAAUACAUAAUACAAUGAAAAGAAUACGAU
Scheffersomyces stipitis CBS 6054 is the source of this 2984-nucleotide messenger RNA. Its product is annotated as M1 family metallopeptidase. Gene Ontology annotation, biological process: peptide catabolic process; proteolysis. The coding region runs from base 270 to 2942 and encodes 890 amino acids. Lineage: Eukaryota; Fungi; Ascomycota; Pichiomycetes; Serinales; Debaryomycetaceae. Gene Ontology annotation, cellular component: cytoplasm. Gene Ontology annotation, molecular function: metalloaminopeptidase activity; zinc ion binding; peptide binding. The transcript has a single exon. The record is from RefSeq and is a predicted model, not a curated record.